AUGGAUUUAGCAUCCGGAUCAGGGUCAAAUGACCCGGGACCAUCGCCGACUGGUGGUCCUGCGGAUGACUCCUCCGCUGUAAGGUCAACGGUCCAUACACCAGCGACAACACCGAGCAGAUACGAGUCUCAGAAACGACGCGACUGGAACACGUUCUUACAGUACCUGAGCAACCACAAGCCGCCGUUAACGCUGGCGAGGUGCAGCGGAGCUCACGUGAUCGAGUUUCUUAAGUACCUUGAUCAGUUCGGUAAAACGAAGGUGCACGUGACUGAUUGUCCGUACUUCGGCCAGCCAAACCCGCCGGCGCCAUGUGCCUGUCAGCUCAAGCAAGCUUGGGGGAGUCUAGACGCGCUAAUCGGCCGGCUCCGAGCUGCCUACGAGGAGAACGGCGGGCGUCCGGAGUCGAACCCGUUUGGUGCGAGAGCUGUGAGGAUGUACUUGAGGGAAGUGAGAGAAAGUCAAGCCAAGGCUCGAGGUAUUCCUUACGAGAAGAAAAGAAAACGGCCUGGCGGUGGCACGGCCACGGCGGCAGCAAUGAAAGUGUCGGUGGCUGUUGAUGGAGGUGGCAGCGGUGGUGGUGGUGGUGGUGGUGGUGGUGGUGAGGAUGAUGGUGGGGCUGCUGUUGCAGCCAUCUACAAGACGAUGGUCCCUGGGUGCACUAUAGGUGAGAUCGCAUACACACGUGGGUCCGCCAUCGAAGCUGCAGGUUCAAUCUCAGGUUUUUGGAAUGCUGCUUUUGUCAGAGGGAUUCUUCUUCUACAAAUGCAAAACUUUAACAAGCCAAGAACUCAACCAAGGCCUAACAGGUCUUAUGCUUUAGGAGGUAUGGAUCAUACAGAGCCAAACAAGAAGAAAGGAUUUGUAAGAAAGAUUAUUUUUGCUUCAUUCCUUAUAGCAUUAUGCAUCUUCAUGCUCAAACAAUCCCCAUCUUUCAGGAGCCCUAGCCGAUUCUCUAGGCAUGAAACAAGAAUUACUCAUGUCUUAGUAACUGGAGGUGCUGGCUAUAUUGGCUCCCAUGCUACAUUACGCCUGCUAAAAGACUCUUAUCGUGUAACCAUAGUGGACAACCUCUCUCGUGGAAACAUAGGAGCUGUGAAAGUUCUUCAAGACCUGUUCCCACAACCUGGGAGACUCCAAUUCAUUUAUGCUGAUUUGGGAGAUGCAAAAGCUGUAAACAAAAUCUUUUCUGAAAAUGCAUUUGAUGCAGUAAUACAUUUUGCAGCAGUUGCAUAUGUGGGUGAGAGUACCCUUGAUCCAUUAAAGUAG
Molecule: messenger RNA, 1269 nt
Organism: Lactuca virosa
Lineage: Eukaryota; Viridiplantae; Streptophyta; Magnoliopsida; Asterales; Asteraceae
Source: the annotation of a GenBank genome assembly